This is a messenger RNA of Vollenhovia emeryi, 1779 nucleotides long. RefSeq lists its product as uncharacterized. Gene Ontology annotation, biological process: sensory perception of smell; detection of chemical stimulus involved in sensory perception of smell. Gene Ontology annotation, cellular component: plasma membrane. The record is from RefSeq and is a predicted model, not a curated record. The transcript has 9 exons. Lineage: Eukaryota; Metazoa; Arthropoda; Insecta; Hymenoptera; Formicidae. The coding region runs from base 23 to 1282 and encodes 419 amino acids. Gene Ontology annotation, molecular function: olfactory receptor activity; odorant binding.
GAAUUAUAAACUGCUGUCAAACAUGCCGAACCUACGAGGCAACGCGUGGAAAGAAAUUCGGCACAAACGCGUUAUGACCCUAGAACAAAGAUGGCAAGAUUGCCCUGUGAGCACUUAUUAUACAAUAAAUCGAAUUUUAUUACUGUGUAUCGGACUAUGGCCGUACCAAGGGUCUACUUUCAAAUAUUUCGCAAUAGUGUCAACAACGAUAACACUUAUAUUAAGCAUAGUACUCCAGUUAAUGACUUUCACCACAAAAGAAUAUAAUAUAGACGUUCUUCUACAUAUCCUCGCGUACACCGUCCCAUGGCUCGCCUACACAUUAAAAUACAAUGUUCUUUGUUUAAAUAUAAGACAGAUGCGAGGUCUGAUGGAACGAAUGGUUGACGAUUGGAAUACGUUAAACAACAAACAAGAAAUUGAAAUAAUAAAAGAAUUCUCAGAUAUUGGAAGAUUUAUUACGUUGAUUACGACAUUGUUCAUCUAUGUGUCUAUUUUUUGCUUCAUUCUGUCACAAUUUCUAUCAAACUUUCUUCUGGACAUCACAUUCAGUAAAAAUGAAUCACGUCUACGACAAUUCCCGGUCUUAAUAGAAUGUUUUAUAGAUCAGCAAAAGCAUUUUUUUCUCAUUUUGUCGGUAAUGGGUAUUUUCGUCGUGAGUGGUCUAACUACAGUGGUAGCCACCGAAACGCUUAAUAUGUCAUACACUCAUCAUGCGUGUGGUUUAUUUGAAAUCGCUAGCUAUCGUAUCGAACAAGCAUUGCUUAAAGACGCGGUAUACAAUACUCUAUCUUUUACCAAAAGAAAUACAAUAAUAUGUCAAGGGAUAAUCAAUGGCUUCAAUAUGUACAAAAAUGCAAUCGAGUUUAUCAAUAUGUUAAAGAGAAGUUAUACAUGGGCUUAUUCAUUACUGUUGCCCUUAGGGGUAUUAUCGCUGAGCGUCAAUCUUUAUCGCUUUUCUCGAUUGAUAACGUCCAAGGAAUACGGUGAAAUAAUUAUGAGUUUUCUCUUCAUCGUUGGUCAUUUUUGGUACAUGUUUUUCUAUAACUACUUGGGACAGAAAGUGAUCGAUUAUAGCAGCGAUAUUUUUCACAGAAUAUAUAACGUACAAUGGUAUCUAGCUCCGUUGAAAGCACAGAAAUUAUUGAUGCUUGUGAUGCAAAGGAGCAUGCGACAUUGCACAAUCGUCAUUAAUGGCUUGUUCAUUCCGUCAUUCGAAGGUUUUGCUACGCUUGCAAGUACGUCAAUUUCAUACUUUGCAGCGAUUUUUUCCCUUUUUUAAAUAUUCCCAUGAAAUAAAAAAUUGGAACUUAAAGUUCCACGACGCAAGUAGCUUAAAUUUAUUUAUAUCUUACCUUUUGCAUACAAAUGCAAUUAAUCUGUGAAACUGUUUUCAUUACUGUAUAUGAAGUAAGCUCUAAAUAUACCUAACGUUGUGUUGCUCACUCUUCAACAUUUUGGUUGCGUUUCCGUAAGAUUAUGGCAUAAUUAACACAUCUCUUUUCCAUUGUAUCCACAGUAAUAUUACGAAUAUAAGUUUUUUCUAUUAUUAUACAAGGGAGAUAAUUAACACGGUCGCUUCAUGCGGAAAUAAAGAUAUGAAGAUAUAUGACUUUGGCGACAGAGCACGAGUGUAAAGCGCCUGCAUAAAAAAAAUUCUAUAAAUUGUGUAUACUAUCACUCUCAUCGUAUUUCACUGCCAUCCACAAGAAUAAAUUAUUUAUGUCAAUUUACCAAACUAUUUCCUUUCAUUAUUCUAUAUACGUGACAUGAUACGCA